Molecule: messenger RNA, 2064 nt
Organism: Drechmeria coniospora
Lineage: Eukaryota; Fungi; Ascomycota; Sordariomycetes; Hypocreales; Ophiocordycipitaceae
Product: Kelch repeats protein
Exons: 4
Coding region: 1-2064 (687 amino acids)
Molecular function (GO): protein binding
Source: RefSeq, a predicted model, not a curated record
AUGGCAAAGGACAAGAAGAAGGGCUCGGAGGCCAAAAAGGCCAAGAAGGCCGAAAAGGCAGCCAAGCAGGCAAGCAAGGGAGAGAAGAAGGCCAAGGUCAAGGCGGCCAAGCUGGAUGGCAGUGACGUGGAAGAUGUUGAUCUCGACGAGGUGCUCGAGGAGUACCGCCGCCAGCAGGAACAAUUCUUGAAGGUCACCGAGACGGUGUGCGAGCAGCCACCACGGCCUCGGUCUGCCUCGACGUUUCUGGCCUCCCCUCACGACAGCAACAGUCUGCUUCUCUUUGGCGGCGAGUACUUCAACGGCUCGCUCGCGCAGUUCUACAACGACCUGCACAUCUACAACGUCAAUCGUGACGAGUGGCGGCUCGUCACCUCGCCGAACGCGCCCCUGCCUCGCUCCGGCCACGCCUGGACGCGGGCGAGCAAUCCGGCCUACGUCUACCUCUUCGGAGGCGAGUUCUCCUCCCCCAAGCAAGGUACCUUCCAUCACUACUCGGACUUUUGGAGGCUCGAGCCCGCCACGAGGGAGUGGAGCAAGAUCGAGGUCAAGGGCAAGGACAAGAGCCCGACGGCCAGGAGCGGCCACCGCAUGACGUACUGGAAGCAGUACAUCAUCCUCUUUGGCGGCUUCCAGGACACGUCGAACCAGACGAAAUACCUCGCCGAUUUGUGGAUAUUCGACACGGUCAACUACCAGUGGCACUGCCCGACGCUUCCGCAAGCCCAGCUCAAGCCUGACGCGAGAUCCUCCUUCACGCUUCUUCCCUGCGAGCACGGUGCCGUGCUCUUCGGUGGCUACUCGCGCGUCAAGGCAACCGUCGCGCUGAAGAAGAAGGCGGUCAAGACGCAGGGCCAGGGGCAGAAGAACGUUCUCCUUCCCAAGGUGCACGAAGACUGCUUCUUCCUACGCAUGUCCAUGCCGCCGGCGGAGGCGCCGGCCGGAACCCCGCCGGCAGUCCGCUGGGAGAGGCGGAAGAAGCCGGCAAACGCGCCGAACCCGUCUCGAGCGGGCGCGACCAUGACCUGGCACAAAGGCCGCGGCAUUCUCUUCGGCGGCGUUCACGACGUCGAGCAGAGCGAGGAAGGCAUGGACAGCGAGUUUUUCAACCAAAUGUUCGCCUGGAACGUCGAGCGCAACCGCUUCAUGCCCCUGGGCUUGCGCAAACCCCGACAGCAGAAGAAGAACGUGGCGGAGCAGAGGACCGGUCGGCGCGGCCGCGCCCAGGCCAACGAGGAAGAGCUGCUGCGGCAACUUGCCGCCCUCGAAACCGGCGCCUCGCUGGACGACGCCGAUGCCAUCGAGCUCGACAGGAAGGCUGACGAGGCAGACGAUGAGAAGCCAGCGCGAGAGAUGACGGUGACGAUGGAGCCGCCGCACGUGAGGUUCAACGCUCAGCUUGCCGUCCAGGAUGAUGUGCUCUACAUUUACGGCGGCACUUUCGAGAAGGGAGACCGGGAAUUCACCUUUGACGACCUGUACGCUAUCGACUUGAGCAAGCUGGACGGGUGCAAGGAGGUCUUCAGUCGACCUGUCGAGGACUGGAUCGAAUCGGAGGACGAGGACGAUGAGGAUGACGACGAAGAGGAUGACGAAGAAGGCGACGACGACGAGGAUGAAAUGGAAGAACUGGGCGCCGAACUUGCCGUCGCGAACAAGAAUCAGAAGUCGGAGGAUGCGGUCUCGAGCACGUCAUCCGACGUUUCGCUGCCGCCUUCGGCCGCAUCGGAGGAGGAUGAGACGGAGACGACGGCAACGUCGGUGGACGACGGUCUCCCGCACCCCAGGCCGUCUGAGUCGCGCCGUGAGUUCUUCGUGCGGACGACGAACGAGUGGCAGGAGAUUCUCAUGACGAACCUGCGGUGGAAAAACGUGCAGCCGGAAACGCUAGCGGUCAAGGAGAUCAAGGCCAAGGCCUUUGAGCUGAGCGAGGAGAAAUGGUGGGACUGCCGCGAGGAGAUUACGGCGCUCGAGGAAGAGCAGGAGGCAGCAGGCAUCCAGGAGGUGGUGAGCCUGGCGGAGAGGGGCGAUGCGGGAGCUGGAGGGGGCGCCAGGAGAAGAUGA